Trematosphaeria pertusa is the source of this 669-nucleotide messenger RNA. RefSeq lists its product as uncharacterized. The coding region runs from base 220 to 582 and encodes 120 amino acids. The record is from RefSeq and is a predicted model, not a curated record. Lineage: Eukaryota; Fungi; Ascomycota; Dothideomycetes; Pleosporales; Trematosphaeriaceae. The transcript has a single exon.
GUGAGAUGAAGUGGGUGUGAGAUGAAGUGGGUGUGAGAUGAAGUGGGUGAUAGGGGCUAAGGGGUUUGCGUUUGGUUUAGGGAAAGGGGGAUGGAUGGGUGGAGGAUUAGGGUGCGUGUUGUGCUGCACGGUGGCGCCAAGGAUGCUGCGAACCGGGCGAGAUGGGGUUUGGGUAGAUGAUGAUGAUGGGAGAGAGGGGAAUACGUGGAGUCGAGUCGUAUGGACGCCUCACAAGCCCCCCGACCGAGACGAGAAGCGGCCCGACGACGCGCCGAAAGCGAAGGAAAUGAAGGGAAGGAUGGAUCAGAGUCCGUCUCGCGGCCAUCGAGAAAGAGGACAGGACGGCGAGGCAUACCGCACCGUUCCGUUCCGUUGCCGCUCUCCCAUCAUCAGCAGACCGCAGACAGGAUCCAGGAACAACCAGCAAGCAAGGACUCCAGCAAGAGAGAAGAGGACUUUCGCGCAAGUAGAUGGAUGCAUCAUUUGAAGAGGCAGGCACAAGAGGGCUGGGGUGGAAGGAGCAUUGCAUCACAUCACAUCACGUCCCACUCCUACCAUGCUAUUCCCACUCCUACACGGUAGAUAGCUUCGAAACUCGCGAGAUACGGUGUAUUGCAUACAUGCGCGUUCUCGCCGUACUGUAGUUUGCAAUGUAUUAUACUAUAUCAU